Molecule: messenger RNA, 3895 nt
Organism: Diachasmimorpha longicaudata
Lineage: Eukaryota; Metazoa; Arthropoda; Insecta; Hymenoptera; Braconidae
Gene: cta
Product: guanine nucleotide-binding protein subunit alpha homolog
Exons: 5
Coding region: 1-1110 (369 amino acids)
Biological process (GO): adenylate cyclase-modulating G protein-coupled receptor signaling pathway; Rho protein signal transduction
Cellular component (GO): heterotrimeric G-protein complex; brush border membrane
Molecular function (GO): G-protein beta/gamma-subunit complex binding; guanyl nucleotide binding; D5 dopamine receptor binding
Source: RefSeq, a predicted model, not a curated record
AUGGCGGGCUCCUUAACGUGGUCGUGCACUUGUUGUUUGAGAUUCAAAUUCAGUCCUGAAGAGAUUGAGCAGAGGUACAAGAGUCAGGAGAUUGAUAGGAUGCUUGAGAAGGAUAGACAGGCAUUCAGGAGACAGGUCAAGCUACUGUUACUCGGUGCUGGUGAAAGUGGUAAAUCAACGUUUCUCAAACAGAUGCGAAUUAUUCAUGGUAUCAAGUUUGAACCGGAGUUAGUCAAAGAAUAUCAACAUGUCAUAUACCAGAACAUAAUAAAAGGUAUGAAAGUGCUAGUUGAUGCGCGUGAUAAGCUGAAUAUACCAUGGGAAAAUCCAAAGAAUUAUGACAUCGGAUAUCAGCUGCUGAAAUUUGAAAAUACAAUAAUACUAGAUGCACGAUUAUUUAUGCAUUAUGUGCCCUCAUUGGAGAGUUUGUGGCGUGAUGCGUCGAUCAGGAAGGCAUUCGACCGGAGAAGAGAGUUCCAACUGAGCGACUCUGUGCAGUAUUUUCUUGAUCAUUUGGACCGAAUCGCAAGAACGGAAUAUGUGCCAACGCAUCAAGAUAUAUUGCAUUGCAGGAAGGCAACGAAAGGAAUUUCUGAAUUUGUUAUUCCGAUAAAUAAUAUACCAUUUCUGUUUGUCGAUGUGGGAGGACAACGAUCGCAGAGGCAAAAGUGGUAUCAAUGUUUCGACUGUGUUACAUCGAUUCUUUUUCUCGUUUCAUCAUCAGAAUUCGAUCAAGUUUUAUUGGAGGACAGGAGAACUAAUAGACUUGAAGAAUCGAGAAACAUCUUCGACACGAUAGUGAACAACAUGAUAUUCGGUGGUGUAUCCAUUAUUCUUUUUCUCAACAAAACUGAUCUACUUGAGAAGAAAGUCAAAUCGUCAGACACUAAUGUAAGUUGGUAUUUUCCCCAAUUUAACGGUGAUUCACAUUCCAUUAAAGACGUACAGAGCUUUAUACUCAAUAUGUUUAUUUCUGUUAAACGUGAUCCACGUAAAUCUCUAUUUCAUCAUUUUACUACAGCCGUUGAUACAGAGAAUAUUAAGGUUGUGUUCAAUGCUGUUAAGGAUACAAUUUUACACAGGAAUUUGGAGUCACUCAUGUUACAAUAAAUUCGAAUCACGUCAAACAUGAGAAAAAUAAAUAUAUUAUCCUGUUAAGUGGAGAGGAAAAAUGAUGAAACAUUGAAAUUUCGUACCGAAAAUAAAUUUUUUCCUUCAUUCCACGCAAUCUAUCAAUACUUGAAUGUGGGGACUUUUCUACGUAAAUUGUUGCAAUAUUGAGUGUCGAAUAAUCAUUGAUGAAUCAAACAUUCUGAGAAAAACAACUAAAGUACGAAAUAAAAUAUGUAUCUAAAUAAUUCCCUGUGCCCAGAUUUUGUACGUAAUCUGGAUAGUUCUGUAAUUAAUGAACAAAAAAAGAGCCACAACUGCCGGAUCCAUUUUGCAUACUCGCGUAUUUGCGUGUAACAUAGAUAAUUCAGUGUGGAAGUAGAGAAAGGAACAGCGCAACGAAUUUUGGAUGGAUUUUUUUUGUAAAAAUGUACUUGACACAAAUGCAGAAUUUUUUGCGACAUAAGUAUCUGCUACACACAAUGGAGUCUUCUUUUUUUUAUCUUCAAUAUUUUGUACUAAGAUCUUGUCUAUAGAAAAUUAUACUUUUCACAUUCUAAUCUGAAUGAACAUACAUCGAAUUCACAAGACACUGGCAAAAAUAAUAAAUAAGAAAAUUGGUAGGGGCAAUGCAAUAUGCACCCUUCGCAUGAAUCCAAGAAAAAUAAAGUUUAUCUGAUUUGAAAGAUUUUAUUUUUUCUUCGAACUGCACAUCUUGCAAUUGUACCUGUCCAAGCCUGCUCGGCUUUUAGCUGGAGCUUUGAGAUUAUUUUUCUAAUAUUCGCAGAUUAACAUUUUCAUUACACUGCGGGACUUUGAAUGUUUAUGGACAAACGUACUGUGUCACCAGUUAGCAUUUAUUCAAGAAAAGAAAAGGCUCUAUUGUGUGUAAUCACUUAUUUCGUGGAGAAGUGUCAAAUAUGUUUCUAGUAAAUAUCUGUUGGGACUUGGGAGCUCUGGGGGAAAUGCCAAUAGACUUUUUUCAUAGUGCAAAAUUGCUCUGAAUCUUUGGCCAUUUUUCUCUGAGCUUCGUUCAGUAACAUUGACAAAAUAAACUUUCAAUUCGUUUUGCACUGCUCCUUUACUAAUUUUUUCAUUGAAUUCAAUCAUCGAGAACAAAGUUCGCUUUUGUUUAUCUUGGAAUUAAUAGAAAGAGACUCCUGUAAAUAAUCGAUUAUCAUUUUUCCAUUUUUAUGUUGUCAAUAAUUAUUGAAAAUUGCAUAUUUAUUUGAGAAAGAUUAAUUUUUCAAUUAAGUCGUUGAUUAAUUAGUUUAGGGAACAGAUGCAGCUCGAAUAUUUUUUUCUCAUGUUUAACUUUUACAUAAAUAGAAUAAAUAAUUGAUAGUUUGAUCGUGUUAUAAGAUCAAAUCGAAAGAAAAAAAAUUAAUGGAAUGUUUAAUUUAUUUUUCUGUAAUCGAAUAUAUUUUUUUAAAUCAUUAAUUAAUUAAUUAUCCGUUGAUUUAUUAUUGAUGUUAACAAGAGAAAGAAACCAAAUACUAGAACCAUGCCAUAAGAACCAAAUGAAAGAAAAAAAAAUUGAAAAUGGAAAAUGUGCAGUAAACCAGUUUUGUGUUCAUUUGAUUCUGAUGAACAUUAAUUUCAUUGUUAAUUUAUGUCAAUAAGAUUUCCUCAUAAGUCAAAUUUUUUUCUCCGUAACUUCUAUGAACGAGAUGAUUAAAUAAUCAAUCAGAUAACAACGAAACAAUGAAAGUAAUCCAAUAAUUCCGAGAGGUUGAAUUGAAAAAUAAAAUUCUUGAUUAGACAGGCAGAUUCAUUCGCUCAAAUUCAUAAUUCAUCAAAAUUAUAAAAAUAAUUGAAUCAGUAUUAUGAGGCUCGUUUAUUCUCGUUCUUUUUGCAAUUCAUUCAUUAUUGCUCGACUUAAUUUUUUAGGCGAAAAAUGAUCGACCAGAAUAAUUCGUUCUUUUCACUCGUCUCGCUUUAGAACACCACUCUACUAAAAUAUUUUUUGCAUGAUUCAUUCAUUUUCUGAUUAUGUGCCAACCAAUUGAAAAAAAAUUAAAGAGUUCUUAUUCAUCAAAUAACUUUCUUGAGCCUGUGGAAUGAACACCGGAAAAAUUGAAUCAUUUUCUUCCAGAGAAAUCGUAAGAUUAAUUGAUUGAGAAAUUAAAAUGAGGACAUUUUUUCAUAAUGAGAUAUUGAAUAAAGAUAGAUAUAUUUUUUACAUUCCUAAGGAGCUUUUUGAUCUGGCUGAGAAUUUUUUUAAUGAAUAACCACAAUUUUUAUAGACAUUUUUUCUGAUAAUUCGAGUGAUACUCAAUGUGUAUUCAAAAAAUAGCAAUUUAGGAGUAGAAACAAAAUUUUUUAAAUAACAACAAGAAAUAGAAAGACUUUUUGAUGAAAAUUGGAGAAAUUUUAUAAAGAUUUUACACUUUUGCAUGUAACACAUAAUGUAUACGUAAUAACACGCCCAAUUUUUUUCGGAAGUAUUUAGAUAAUUACAGUAAAAUGCCUUAUUUCUAUAGUAUUUGUUUUCAUUUAUUGUGGAUUUUUAUACAUAAAAAAUGAAUAAAACGGAGUGAAAAUCAUAGUGAAGUGAAAAUACAGUAAUCAACUAGCGAUGAGAAGGAAUGAAAGCUUUUAGCUUUGUAUACGAGCAUAUUCUUCAUUUUGUCAUCAAAACAAUUUGUAAUUUCUUUCCUUUCUUACGUAUAUGAACUGAAGUAUGUAGAUAUAUUGUGCCUUUUGUAUAUUGUAUAUUUGUAUAUAAAAAUAUUGUAUUAAUUGUAGGUGAUAAAGACGACGAAUAAACACUUUAUAAAACUUA